Molecule: messenger RNA, 2614 nt
Organism: Ctenopharyngodon idella (grass carp)
Lineage: Eukaryota; Metazoa; Chordata; Actinopteri; Cypriniformes; Xenocyprididae
Gene: arl3l1
Product: ADP ribosylation factor like GTPase 3, like 1
Exons: 6
Coding region: 750-1313 (187 amino acids)
Biological process (GO): cilium assembly
Cellular component (GO): cytoplasm; microtubule cytoskeleton
Molecular function (GO): GTPase activity; GTP binding
Source: RefSeq, a predicted model, not a curated record
UCUGAUUAAAAGGCUGCUGGUUCAUUAUAGAGUAUCAUAGAGAUGCUAUAAGAAAUAAUGUGAAAUUAAUACCAUAGAUUAGACUGGGUGAAAUCAGAUAAUCAGACCGCUACAUGAUGAUAAUAUCCUUAUCAUCAACAAAUAGCUAACAUUACCUGAUCACAUUUUCUUUUGCUGUCCUUGCCUUAAUAAACAGUUACAGCAGCCAAAGAAAAACAAACAUUAAAAAGUUAAGAGUCAAACUGCCCAACUAAAGCAAACACUGAUCACCAUAAUGGUGAUAUCAAACCAAACAUCUAAACCAAGAUUGCAUAUGUUAAAGGAAAGGGGGGGAGACAGCAUAGUGAAGACUAAAAGAGAGCACAGAGAUAGUCUCAGAGGCCUAUCCUGAAGCAGGUGGUGGUUAAGGAUAAUCCAGGUAAGUCUUUAAUGCUGGAGAUGUGCUGGAAGAGACGAGUGGAGGGGAGGCGAGCGGAGAGAUUGCUAAUUGUGUCCUACUAAUCCAACUCCUCCCCCAUCUUCACCCACCUCCACAUCCUCCCCUGUGUCACAUAUGAGGAAGGCCAGGCACGUAUAGAGAAGCAAAGGUACUGCACCCUGCGAAGUGAAGAACACAUAUUCUGAGGGAAGAGCACCCAAGAAACAGUGGACCAAUAAGAAAGCCUUACCUGGAUAUAUCCCACAUAGAAUGUAGCUGCGCCUUUCCAUCUCUUUCUACAUCCUCUUCCUACCACGAAAUUCACGGCACUAUGGGUGAAGUCCAAAAGGGUUUGUUUUCAGUCAUUGAGAAGUUAAAGGGCACUACAGAGCAAGAGCUUCGGAUAGUCCUUCUCGGUCUGGAUAAUGCCGGAAAAACCACUUUGUUAAAACAACUUGCCUCCGAAGAUGUGAACACCAUCACCCCGACUCAGGGUUUCAACAUUAAAAGUGUGACCUGUGAUAGCAUGAAGCUGAAUGUGUGGGACAUUGGAGGACAGAGGAAGAUUCGACCAUUCUGGAAAAAGUACCUGGAGAACACAGAUUUAUUGAUCUAUGUGAUUGACAGUGCAGACAAAAAGAGAUUUGAGGAAACAGGACUGGAGUUGUCGGAGCUCAUCGAUGAGGAGAACCUGAAGGGUGUGCCAUUGCUCAUCUUUGCCAAUAAACAAGACCUGGCCACGGCCUCCCCUGCCAGUGAGAUCGCGGAGGGCCUCAACCUGCACACGUACCGGGACAGAGAGUGGCAGAUCCAGGCCUGUUCUGCCGUAUCUGGAGAAGGUGUACAGGAUGGCAUGAACUGGAUCAGCAACAAUAUUGUAAAUAAGAAGAAAUGAAUCUGCUCACCUCCGAGUGUUAUUUUUUACAAUUGCUCUAAUACUUCUGUUAAUGUAAACCAUAUAUAAUAUAUUAACUUUGGAAAACUCUUUUUGUAAUAAUAUUAAUGAUCUUUCUUCCUGUUUGUAAAUUGGCUGCCAAAAGAGACUGACAAGAAAACAGCAAACCAAAUCAUUUUUCCCAUCUCUUACAGAGAGUUUUUGUUGCUCUCUGACAAGACAAGUUUCCUUACAAUCUGUAAAUCUUUCUGUCGCUGUCGCAUUUAUGGGAGAUAUGACACAAGGGCAUAAAUGAUGCACACAAGCAAGAUUUGCAGCCUAAAAUAAGGAUGAGGCAUUCAUGUAUCUUUCACAUAUAUAUUCUUCUUCUGCUGUUUUUAUAGUUGUCACACAGAAGAAUUAUCUGUAACAGAGCAAAACUCUUGUACUUUGUGUAAGGUGAUAUGUGAAACCCAUUUUUUUUGUUUUUUUUGUUUUUUUGUUUCGUUUUUUUGUCUCAGUAUGACUGGAUUUGGUAGUUUCUAAAUGAUUAUCCAGUGUGGGUAUCAUGUGAUUAUGUGAAAUGAAACUGUGACAUUACAUUUUUUUCUAGUUGUUUAAGAUUAUGACUUUAAUUCUAAUUCAAACAAGAUCCUGGACUAGUCAUGUUCAUUUUUUCCAUGUUUCCAAACUUUUUUGGAAGAUCUAAAAUUGAUAUUCAAGCAAUAACACACAAGCAAGAGUGCUGUUCUGAAUGACAUGUAAAUACAGCCAUUGUGAUGUUGGAAUCAACAAUAAGAUUGUGAGUGUAAUAAUUGCUUUUAUACAACACUUUAAUAAACAGGAAGUUAAUAUUGAGUCAUUUACAUUUUAGACAAAAUAUUGCUAGUUGCUUUGUUUUUGCUCCUUCAAUGAAAUUCAUUUAGUUCAUUAUAUAGAGUUUAACUUUCUGUGAUAUUGGAUCUCAUUCACUAAUUGUGUGGAUCAUUCUUAUUUAUUCGCACAGGAGAACUUCUCACAAAACAUUUCCGCCUAAUUCACAACAUGUGCAUACACUCAUGAAUUUGUUCUUGACCUUGCUGUAAUGUUAAUGAAUUUGGAGUAUUCUAAACGAGCGACCACAUGCCCGAAGUUACUAAUUUGAAUAAAGCAUGUUUGCAUAAACCAUUUCCAUAAGGGGUUUCCCGCACAGCCUUCCGUUACUCUCUAAGCAAACAUACAACGCUCUCUAAAGGAGACAAACCUUGCUCGCUCAAAGACUAUAUAUAGAAAAACGGUUCCAUCUAGUUAUGAAUGGGAGAAACUGCAACAGGCAAUAUGGU